Messenger RNA from Tachysurus vachellii, 3604 nucleotides. Its product is annotated as alpha-actinin-2-like. Lineage: Eukaryota; Metazoa; Chordata; Actinopteri; Siluriformes; Bagridae. The coding region runs from base 69 to 2765 and encodes 898 amino acids. Gene Ontology annotation, molecular function: calcium ion binding; actin filament binding. The record is from RefSeq and is a predicted model, not a curated record. Gene Ontology annotation, cellular component: Z disc; cell projection; cortical actin cytoskeleton. The transcript has 21 exons. Gene Ontology annotation, biological process: muscle cell development; actin cytoskeleton organization.
UUACGCACGAGUUUGAGCGUGUAGCAUUGCAGCAUUUCCUUGUUCAUAGUGUGAGAAGAAGCAAUACAAUGAUGAUGAUGAUGACGAUGAAUCAAACGGAGACGCAGUACAACAACGGCUACGUUCAGGAGGAGUACAUGCUCCAGGAGGAUGAGUGGGACCGCGACCUGCUGCUCGAUCCCGCCUGGGAGAAACAACAGCGCAAGACUUUUACGGCGUGGUGCAACUCACACCUACGUAAGGCUGGGACUCAGAUUGAGAACAUAGAGGAGGAUUUUCGUAAUGGACUCAAGUUGAUGCUCCUUCUUGAAGUCAUCUCUGGUGAAAGGCUGCCUAAACCAGACAGAGGAAAAAUGCGAUUUCACAAAAUAGCCAAUGUGAACAAAGCCCUGGAGUACAUCACCAGUAAAGGAGUAAAGCUGGUGUCCAUAGGAGCAGAAGAGAUCGUUGAUGGAAAUGUAAAGAUGACUUUGGGAAUGAUCUGGACCAUUAUUCUCCGCUUUGCCAUUCAGGAUAUCUCGGUGGAAGAAACCUCUGCUAAAGAAGGGCUCCUACUGUGGUGCCAGAGGAAGACGGCUCCAUACAGGAACGUCAACGUGCAAAACUUCCACUGCAGCUGGAAGGAUGGCCUAGCCUUCUGUGCCCUUAUACACAGACACAGACCAGACCUGAUUGACUACUCCAAGCUCAACAAGGAUGAUCAUCUAGGCAACCUGAACCUGGCACUGGAAGUUGCAGAGAAACACCUUGACAUCCCCAAAAUGCUGGAUCCAGAAGACAUCAUCAACACCCCAAAACCUGAUGAGAGAGCCAUCAUGACCUAUGUGUCCUGCUUCUACCAUGCUUUUGCUGGAGCCGAGCAGGCGGAGACCGCUGCUAACAGGAUUUGUAAAGUUCUUGGGGUCAACCAGGAGAACGAGAAGUUCAUGGAAGACUAUGAAAAACUGGCCAGUGAGCUGUUAGGUUGGAUCCAUCGCACCACCCCGUGGCUGGAAAACCGGUCUCCAGAGACCUCAAUGGCAGCCAUGAGGAAGAAACUUGAAGAUUUCCGUGGCUACCGUCGCAUUCACAAGCCGCCAAAAGUGCAAGAGAAAUGCCAGCUGGAGAUCAACUUUAACACGCUGCAGACCAAACUGCGCAUCAGCAACAGGCCUGCCUACAUGCCCUCUGAAGGGAAAAUGGUGUCGGACAUUACAAGUGCAUGGCAGGGUUUGGAGCAGGCAGAGAAAGGCUAUGAAGACUGGUUACUGAGUGAACUUAGACGCCUGGAGCGUCUUGACCACAUGGCUGAGAAAUUCCAGCAGAAGGCGCUCACCCACGAGAACUGGGCUAAAGGUAAGGAUGAGAUCCUGAUUCAGAAGGACUAUGAGAAGGCAUCACUGACAGAGGUGCGGGCGCUGCUCAGAAGGCAUGAGGCAUUCGAGAGCGACCUUGCCGCACAUCAAGACCGGGUGGAGCAGAUUGCUGCCAUUGCACAGGAACUCAAUGAACUGGAUUACCAUGCGGCAGCCGCCAUUAACGAGCGUUGUCAGCAGAUCUGUGAUCAGUGGGACCAGCUAGGAACUUUGACUCAGAAACGGAGAGAGACCCUGGAGAGGACAGAGAAAUUGCUGGAGACAAUCGAUCAGCUCUUCCUGGAGUUUGGUAAAAGAUCUGUUCCAUUUAAUAACUGGAUGGAGGGAGCCAUGGAGGACCUACAAGAUAUGUUCAUAGUGCACAGCACAGAGGAGACUGAGAACUUGAUUUCUGCCCAUGACCAGUUCAAAACGACGCUGCCUGAGGCAGACGUGGAAAGACAGGCUAUCCUGAACAUCUACAGUGAGGUGCAGAAAAUCACCCAGGCUUACAACAUCUCUCCCAACCUCACCAACAUCUACUGCCAACUCACCCCAGCUGAGAUCAGCUUCAAAUGGGACACGGUGAAGAGACUGGUCCCUCAAAGGGAUGCUGCAUUACGGGAUGAGAUGUCCAGGCAGCAGGCAAACGAGCGCCUCAGAAGGCAGUUUGCGGCCCAGGCCAACGCAAUCGGACCCUGGAUUCAAGCACGUUUGGAGGAGAUUGCACACUGCUCUGUGGAUACAGGCGCCACUUUAGAGGAUCAGAUGAAUCAGCUGAAGCAGUAUGAGGGUAUGAUCAUCAACUACAAGCCCAACAUCGACAAGCUGGAGGGAGAUCACCAAUUUAUCCAGGAGUCACUCAUAUUCGACAACAAACACACCAAAUACACCAUGGAGCAUAUCCGUGUUGGAUGGGAGCACCUCCUGACCACUGUGGCUCGCACCAUCAAUGAGAUCGAGACUCAGAUCAUGAUCCGUGAUGCCAAGGGCAUCAGUCAGCAGCAGCUCACCGAGUUUCGCUCAUCCUUCAGCCACUUUGACAGGAAGAAAAAAGGAGGAAUGGACACUGAUGAAUUCCGGGCAUGUCUCAUCUCUAUGGGUUAUGAUCUGGGCGAGGCGGAAUUUGCUCGGAUCAUGUCAGUGGUCGAUCCGAAUGGUAAAGGAACGGUGACGUUCCAGUCGUUUGUGGACUUCAUGACCCGAGAGACCACUGAGACUGACUCUACUGAACAAGUCGCCGCCUCCUUCAGGAUCCUCGCUGGUGAUAAGCCAUAUAUAAUGAUUGAGGAGCUAAGGCGUGAGCUGCCUCCUGAACAGGCUGACUACUGCAUUGCCAGGAUGCCUCUAUACACCGGGCCUGAUGGAGUGCCAGGAGCCCUAGAUUACCAAGCCUUCUCUUCUGCCCUCUAUGGAGAGAGUGACCUUUAAACACACACACACACACACACACACACACACACACACAUACACAAACACACACACACACACACUUUUUUUUCUUUUUGAUUGCCAUGUGUUACACUACUGUUUCUAGCACUCCGUCCUUUGGCAACUUUCCCUAUGGUUAUCAACUACAACACAUCCUUUAAUCCAUGUGUAGACUAGCUGGAUUCUAACUAGCAGGUUCCAUGAAUCCAUGUAUAGACUAGUGUGCUACCUAGCUUUUACCUAGUUGCUAAUUAGCUACCAAGAAUAAAGUAGUGAUGUAUCAUCCGUAAAAACUUGUAUCUAAAAUAUUUCGAAAAAAAAUGUUUUUGAAACAAUAAAUAAUAAUAGCUUAUCCACUAUGUUUGCUGUUUUGAACAAUAAACAGCAUCAGAUUGAUUUCAGUGCAUUCUGGGUAAUUUCAGCUCCAGACUCACUCCUACUCUGUCUGCUUAUAUAAUUAAUUUAACAUAUCUCAUGAACUUCUUAAUGGGGCACAAUUGAAACACAGCUUUAUUUUUCUUUUGUUUAAAUAACAUGAAAAUCCCUUAUAGUUAAAAGUGAUCUGAUAAAAACUGGUUUAUAACUAAACAGGUAAUAAAAACGAGAAAUGUUAUGCUUUUGUUUCUGAAAUAGUAGAAAAUAGAAUAUUGUUUAAACACAAUAUAUUACUGAACUUUUAAACUUUUACUGAACUUUUAUUGUCGAGUCACCUUGAUGAUAGACUUCUGAAUCAGUUUUGUGCUUUUUGAAUGUGAAAUAAUAACACAGCAUCAGUCACCAUAAGCAUAAGAUGAUUUAUUUUGGGCUUCUUUUCUCCUAAGCAGUUAUUGUUGAUCAAG